CCGAAGGCUCACUACGCGUCUCAUUGUCGACCAUCAUCAUGGCGCCCACCGACGUUGCGCCGCCUGACUACGUAGCGUCCUCUGGCGCGCUCCCAGACUAUUCGCCGUCCACUCCCUCACCCAACUACUCCUCGCGACUUCUGCAGGGCGAAGAGGUGAUUGAACACAGUCGUCGGCCGUCCUUGCCUUCUCGCAUUGGGUCGUACAGACGCAUCACGGAGCGGGUAACGGUCGUCCUGAACGAUCAGAUACCAGGCAGCGUUCAACCCCUCUACGGCCGGCUCGACUGCAUACGUGGAUAUCUCGCAAUUCAUGAUGCCACCGACCUCGUCGAAGUCGCCAUCAAGCUUCGAGGCAAUAAAGGCGUCGGCCUCACUCCCUACACGACCGUAAUGCGCACAAGAAUCCUCGAGGAGUCAUUCACACUUUGGGAAGCAAGCGCGACACCAAAGCGAUGUCCGAGUAUGAUCCCCUUCGCGGUCAUAUGGCCUCCGACUUUCUCGGACGCAGGCCAGACGCGCCCGCUACCUCCUUCGUUCACUUGCCACGCGCUCUCUUCUUUCGUUUCGUAUGAGCUUAUCGUCACACUGUCGAAGCGGAAGCAACUCUUUCAACGGUUGGCAAAGUCCACGAAUAUCUGCGUAUCAAUACCGCUUUCUUACCUCCCACGCACGCGCCCGCCAGCACCGAUGAUCCCAAGCGAGCUCCCCUUCUUGUCCACGGUAAAGAGCUCACCAGAAGAGUGGCACCAGAUCAUGCACUGCAUGCAGUUCGCCCGGAAUCCCGAGCUAACACCUAUACAAUGCUGCUUAUUCGUCCCCGCAGUUCGUACCUACGCCUUCUCGGACGUCAUCCCGUUCCACAUCCAGUUCCGCACAUCUGAAUCGUCUUUGAACCUUCUCACAGGCGGCAGCCACGGAUCGCUGAACGACGGAGGCAUCCGGACGCGUGUAUAUUUACUUCGAAGGAUCAGCACGCGGGUGUACGAGGCCAGCAGGUCCAGCGCGCAAUUCGUUCUCGGGGAGGGGAAGAUCACGUCUGUCAGUAGACCCGUGCCCGCUCGCACUCGCUGUUCAACCCGGAGCCACGACGACGACGUGGAAGACGAUCUUCUUGUUCUCGACUGCGACGGCGAGCUCGUGUGCCCCAGCGACACCAGCGAUGGGGGCCCCGACGCCAUCGUACCCACUUUUGGCAUUACUGAUCUAGUCAUCCGUGACUUGAUCGUGCUGGAACUCAGGAUAAAGUCGUCGAUCAUUGGCAUCACGCAUGAACACCCCGUGCGCCUCGUGACGGACCCUUGGACAAACGAUCCUCCGUACGAGUGGUGCUGAGUGACUGCCGACGUACCGCAUUGACGUCACUCAUAGCGAAGAAGAUCACUAUGGUUUGCGCUAUGGAUAGGGCCCCGCUGCCAUCAAGCUCUAGCCCUCGUCAAAGAAGACAGCGGGCUAGAGUCUCAGAUAUCGCACGAGAGGCGUGAAUGGUCUUGUUCUACCACCCUCUAGAUCUGGUUCGACUUAUUAUCUUUUCACUUUGUGGAUUCCUGCAUUUAUGGUGGUUUUUUGGUGGCCAACAAGCUGCACGUUCGUUGGUGUGCGUGACAGGGGGUAAUAGCACAGCCACGGAGUUGCACACCGCGAAUCUCGUACUCGCUGGCGGAACCCGUUUACUGGUCAUCACAAACCACUCAUAUUCUAGGCAGCAGACCUCUGCAGGACUCCGUCUACCAUACGUCCUUGUUGUCUGAGUGUAGAUAACCUAAAUUUAGAUCGAGCAUUAC
This is a messenger RNA of Coniophora puteana RWD-64-598 SS2, 1783 nucleotides long. RefSeq lists its product as uncharacterized. The transcript is spliced from 5 exons. The coding region runs from base 39 to 1334 and encodes 431 amino acids. NCBI's taxonomy places the organism in Eukaryota, Fungi, Basidiomycota, Agaricomycetes, Boletales, Coniophoraceae. The record is from RefSeq and is a predicted model, not a curated record.